GCAGAGUGAAGGGGCUGGCGUGGGCUGCUGCUGCUGCUGCUGCUGCUGCCUCUGCUGCCCUUCUUCAGGAGUCAUCUUUGCAGCCUCCUCAUGUCUGCAAAACUCUCUCUUUCUCUCUCUUUCUCGCGCCUUUCCGCGUAAACAUCGGGAAAGAGAAAGUUAUGUGGUGAAGGUGCAAGUGCGUGGUGAUAUCCUCUCUAUCUCUAUCUCUCUUUUUCUUUCUUUCUCCCUCGACUCUCGCAAGUGAAGACCGGAAAUAUGUAUUGGAUGACCCCGUUAGUAAGCUCAACACAGCUGAGCCCCACGCCCACAGCGCCCACGGUGACGGCGCCCACGCCCACACUCCCACACGCCCACCUGGCCGUCAUGUACUCCCCAGCCGCCUAUCCUGACCAACCCACGCCCUAUCCUCUACCCACGCUUGGAGGUGAACAGUCAGCCUUCUAUUCACCCACGGCAGCGGGGCUAGAAUUGAAGGACUCUCUAGCCGCCUCACCAAUGGCUCCCACCUGGCCCUAUCCGUCCGUCUAUUACCCCUACGACACGGCUCUAGCCUCCUAUCCAUUCGCUGGGUAUGGUGUGGGUCUGGAUGCCGCACGCAGGAAGAACGCCACCAGAGAGGCCACCUCGACGCUGAAGGCCUGGCUCAACGAACACAAGAAGAAUCCUUACCCUACCAAGGGUGAGAAGAUUAUGCUGGCUAUCAUCACUAAGAUGACUCUUACUCAGGUCUCCACGUGGUUCGCCAACGCUCGCCGGCGUCUCAAGAAGGAGAACAAGAUGACAUGGGAGCCCAGGAGCAAGACGGACGAAGACGAUGAUGACGAUGAUGAUAAAGACGAUGAGAAGAUUGAUGAUAAAGACGAUAAAGACGAAGAUGAGAAGAAAGACGACAAAGACGACAAAGUAGUAGUGUUUUUGUUCAGUGACGGUGAGAAGGACAAAAAGGAAGUAGAACACGGGCGGUCAAGUGCGGGCGGCACGGGCGUCAGCUCUCCAGGAGCGCCGCCCACAGACGUGGCCCAUCCCAAGCCUCGCAUCUGGUCCCUGGCGGAUAUGGCUACGUCUGGGUGUGUGGGCGGUGGGAGCGCGGGCGGCUUGGGGGGCCUGAGUAGCGGGGCGGGGAAGAUGAUAGGUGGGGGCAUGGCUCGUGGGCUACACCUGGAAGGUUCGCCAUACUCACGCCCACUCUUCCCCCACGCCUCGUACCCCUACAUACCCCCCAGCGUGAGCGAGAGUCUCCUCUCUUACUCCUACAGUAAGACUCUAGCUGCGGGAUUCCCACCCGUCACCCUAGGUGAUGUGACGACCGCCACCCUCCUAGCUCCCUCUCCCCUCGUCCACGACCUCUCCAGACACGACCUAGGACGACCGGAGAUCUCACGACCAGAGGCUCUGCGACCUGAUAUCACCCGCGACCUGACCCGCGACCUGCCCCGACACGAACUGGCUCGACCGGAGCCCCAUCGGCCGGAGCCACGCUCACCUAUGGAUAAGGACGUGUGAUACACUCACGUCAACCACGCCUACGCUCACGUGUGUUAGUGUGAGGACUAUUGGUGAGUGUGGCCCGGUAGCCCGGUACACUUUGGACCGGUGCAUACCUGUGGCCCACCACUACAAGUGUGGCCCGGGAAGGGGGCGCUGGUGAGUGACAGAACGAGGUAGUAUUACCCUCGUAACGACAUCAAAGAGUACAACAACCGCUGCUUCCACCCGGUGCCAAGAAGGCGAAACUGGCAGCGCCUCUCAUUGUGCUACGUGGAAAAGGUGCCAGAGGUGACAGAGAAGAGUGAGAGAGCAGACAGUCAGUGGACAGAAUCCACCGCCCCCAGUGCUGCCAUCUGUGUCACAAACUUAGCGUUAGCCCGCAACACCUUCCCCCUCCCCCUUUCAGUACCUUCACACACAAAACUAAUAAAUUCAUUACCGUCUAUUUUUUAUUUCGCACUAAAGUCAUGUAAAUCGACGUAGACGCCAAAGAUAUUUUAUUUAGCAAUGUUCCUAUAAGUUAUAUAAAGCAGCCGCCUGUGACGCUGGUGUUUACAGGGAAGGGUUUCGACCCCUUGUCAAAAAACACUCCUGUGGAGAGUAAUAACAGUGUGGUGGACAGUAUAACGCCUCUCCCGUGUGUGUGUGUGUUUGUGGCCCCAGGUACCAGUGCCCUUGGGGCAGAUGUUUCGCCCAGCGUGCUACCACGUUCCCUCUUGUGCCAAAAAUGUGAUUUUUGUUUCUUCUAGACAGUGCAGGAUGUGAAGUGAUCAGGUGGAACAAGACAGGCGAGUCUUCCCACACAGGUUCACGUGUGUGUGUGUGUGUGUGUGUGUGUGUGUGUGUGUGUGUGUGUGUGUGUUUGUGUGUGUGUGUGUGUGUGUGUGUUUGUGUGUGUGUGUGUGUGUGUGUGUGUGUGUGUGUUGUGUGUGUGCUCCCAAACACGUUCACAUGUUGUGUGUGUGUGUGUGUUCCCAUACACGUUCGCUUGUGUGUGUUUACACACGUUCACGUGUUGCGUGUGAGUGUUUCGGAACCUGGGACAACUGGCCAAUACCACCAACAAGCGUGGUCGAGACGGAGCUUGACGUCUCGCUCAGUGUUGAACCUGAUAAUGGCAACACUGGGCGAAACAUCUCCAGAAUUUUUAUGCAGCACUAUGUGCCUUUACAGUUCUGGAACUUCCCGUGGUUUGCCCAGAGAAACACACACACACACACACACACACACACACACACACACACACAC
Molecule: messenger RNA, 2739 nt
Organism: Cherax quadricarinatus
Lineage: Eukaryota; Metazoa; Arthropoda; Malacostraca; Decapoda; Parastacidae
Source: RefSeq, a predicted model, not a curated record